UAUUAUUAUAGUCGUCGUGUUAUAAAUAACACGUUUAUAAAAAGUGUUGAUGUGUUUAUUGUGAAAGUUAUAAAUAAUUAAAAUUAGUAUUAACGAUCUCAUCCAAAGAUGUACUGGAUACCAGCAUUUAUAAUAUUAGGGAUAUCGUUAUAUUGGCAUUACUGGAGACGGAAGCACAAACGAAUGCUGCAGUUGGCUGAACUGAUCCCUGGGCCACCAGCGUACCCUAUAAUUGGAAACGGAUUACUGUUCAUGCUCAAUACUGGAGAACAAAUGCUGGAUUUGGUAGCAGAGCUAUUAAAUACAUACGGAGAAUAUUGCAAAUUUUGGUUGGGCCCCGACCUGAAUAUUGUAGUCAGGAAUCCUGCUGAUAUACGAUUACUGCUUACUAGUAAUAAGGUGAACGAGAAAGGACCAUUAUAUGAAUUCAUGAAACCAUUAGUAGGACCGGGGAUUUUGACUGGUGGACCGACAUGGCGAAACCACAGAAAAAUUGCAACCCCGUCAUAUAACAAAAAAGCUGUGCACGAAUUCGCGACACUUUUCAACAAAGAGGCAGAUAUAUUAGCUGAUAUAUUAAGCAAGAAAGACCUAAACAAAACAUUCAACGUAUACUUUGACGUCGUUGAAUGUACCACUCAAUGUGUUUGUCAAACUCUAAUGGGAUUGUCUAAAAAAGACACGCAGAACCUAAAAAAUUUAAAGGAAGUAGUUUUAUUGACGCAAAGAAUGUACGACACAAUAUUUGUAAAUAUGACAAAAUGGUGGUAUCACAUACCUAUGGUUCGCUGGGUGACUGGUCGUCAAAGAACAGAGAACUAUUUCAAAAAGAUAACAGAUGAAUUAAGUGCAGACAUAGUUAGUAAAAGAAGAAAAGCGAUCGCUAAUAAUGGAGUUGUUGACGACGAUUCGCUGGGUAUCGUCGAUCGUUACAUUCUUUCCAAAGAGUUGAGCGAACAAGAAAUCAAAUGGGAGACAUUUAGUUUGUUUACGACGAGUCAAGAAGCUUCUGCUAAAAUCGCAUCAGCAGUGUUGUUGUUCUUAGCACAUUUACCGGAAUGGCAGGAAAAAGUUUACAAUGAAAUAAUCGAAGUUCUGGGUGUAGACGACAGCCAUGUCUCAAACGACGAUCUGAAAAGUUUGAAUAAUCUAGACAUGGUGUAUAAAGAGGUUUUGAGAUAUCUCUCUAUUGCAGCUUUCAUACAAAGGACGGUAGAGGAGGAAAUUAGUAUAAAUGAUGGUAAAAUCACAUUACCAGUUGGCACAUCAUUAGUGAUUCCGAUACAUGAGGUGCACCGCGACCCGCGACAUUGGGACGAGCCACUCAAAGUGAAGCCUGAACGGUUCCUACCUGAGAACGUGAAGACACGGGAUCCCAAUGCCUUCAUACCGUUUAGUUUAGGUGCUAUGGAUUGUUUAGGUCGAGUAUAUGCAACAGCGCUGAUCAAGACUUUAGUGGUGAAAGUACUGAGGCGGGUGAACUUAGAGGCACAAGGGGCUAUAGAAGACUUGAAGCUGCAUGUAGCUAUAUCAGUCAAGUUUGCAGAUGGCUACAAUCUUAGAGUAAAGCCGAGAAAGAACGGGAGUAUGUAAUAAAAAACAACACAGAGGCAUCUAUUAGAGGCAUCGGCCGGUAAUCAGUGGGCGGAAUAAUUCUGAUGAUGGUCGUCGUUUGGUAGAAAAGAUUAUACAAUCUUAGAUAAUAAUAUUUAAUAUUAUCGCAUCGUUG
Manduca sexta (tobacco hornworm) is the source of this 1729-nucleotide messenger RNA. RefSeq names its product cytochrome P450 4g15. Bases 109 to 1593 code for a protein of 494 amino acids. Lineage: Eukaryota; Metazoa; Arthropoda; Insecta; Lepidoptera; Sphingidae. The record is from RefSeq and is a predicted model, not a curated record. The transcript is spliced from 11 exons. Gene Ontology annotation, molecular function: heme binding; monooxygenase activity; oxidoreductase activity, acting on paired donors, with incorporation or reduction of molecular oxygen.